Molecule: messenger RNA, 1266 nt
Organism: Fibroporia radiculosa
Lineage: Eukaryota; Fungi; Basidiomycota; Agaricomycetes; Polyporales; Fibroporiaceae
Exons: 4
Coding region: 1-1266 (421 amino acids)
Source: RefSeq, a predicted model, not a curated record
AUGUGCGAACCCUCGCAGCUGUGUCCCUCAAACUCAGUGAUACCAACGCCCUCGCGUCCACUCAGUUUGACUUCCGGCAAUACGCUCAGCUCAUCGACACUAGACUCAAGUAAACCGACACCUGUUCCCCCAAUAACCAACUCUCGGUUUCAAAUCUCGAGCUCCCCCCUGUCGAAACCCCCACACCCUACGUCUAAUGUUUCUUCCACUUUUAAUCCCACAUACCAACGUAUUAGCGUAUUUCUACCGAGCUCUAUCAUCGCAACUCCUCUGCCAGUCAGUCAGGAUUAUCUCAGUGCGUCUGAUAGCAUCAGUAGCAUGAAUACGAUUACUGCUACCUCGCUUUCGCCCAAUCCGAUGACUCUGACCUCUUACCCGCCACUUUCGACGACCGUUCCUUCUCUGACAAAUACCUCGGAACCCCUCACCUCCUCCAUAGUCGUAACUACCCCCCCGACGUCGCUUGUCCUUAACAUGACCGACACGUCGGUCAUGCCGGACUCCCCUAGAUCCCUCACAUCUAAUAAUAUUACACCUACUACCUCGUUAUCGACAGAGACGAGUUCUAGCUUCAUUUCCGCAGCUGGCGAAGCCGGCUCCGAAAGCUCGUCCGUAUCGUCCGCGUCAUCUGUAUUGCCCAGCCCGUCUACUCACGUCCCAGGCUCCCGCACUGGCGGUUCAUCAAGGCUGCCUCGGAUUUUAGGCGGUGUCUUCGGUGCUCUUGCCUUCCUCCUGCUUGUUGGCCUCCUUAUUUACCAACGCCGUCGCCAUCGCAGCCGCACUCAGCACUUUCAGGAUGAGGGGCUCGAACACAAGGACUGUCCUGCAGGACUCCCUCCUCCCAUCGUCUCGCCACCCGCUUCACCGCCCCCGGCUGAAUCCGCGUCUCUGAGCUCCAGAAUAAGUGAGAGCACGAUCUUCUCUGCUGACGACACGGCGUAUUGGUGUCCCCAGCACGUUAACACGGAACUCGACCAUCCUUCAGGCUUGAUCGCUGACUUUGGCGUGCCCGAAAGGGACUCCCUUGUGGGCAUGACCCCGCUGACGAUGUCUUGGCCCGGCGGAGAGUGGGUGUCGCAUCUGCUCGUGCCGGCUGAGAUGUCGCCACGGAAUUCGGUUGACCAACAGGCCGUUCUGUCGUCACUAACCUGGCAAGAGACGGUCGGCAUGGCGGAUGCGGGUAGCAAAAGCAGGCUGUCAAAUAAGUCGGAAGACGAGACGGAUGAAGUUGGCGGGGACAUAUUUGAAGCUGGGCUGGCUUUUUAA